Molecule: messenger RNA, 3318 nt
Organism: Lycium ferocissimum
Lineage: Eukaryota; Viridiplantae; Streptophyta; Magnoliopsida; Solanales; Solanaceae
Exons: 2
Coding region: 254-2554 (766 amino acids)
Molecular function (GO): calmodulin binding
Source: RefSeq, a predicted model, not a curated record
CUUUUACUUGGCUUCGAGAUUAAGCUUCGAACUUGAACAAUUAUUUAAUUGGCAAAACCGCGUAUUUCUUCAGUUUCGCUUCGUUCUUCAGUUAUUAUAGCCACCUUUUAAUAGUCCCUUUUCGAUUUUGUGAUUCACUAGGGUUUUUUAUAUUGGAUUCGCGGAUUGGGAUUGGUAAAUUCAGCUCUGUUCAAUAGCUUUCUCUUUUGCUGCGUGUCGGUAUUCCGAAGAGGAUUUUGGAAUUUGAAUCUUGAUGGCUGAGGAUAACACCGAUGAACUAGUGAGUCCAGUAACUAGUGUGAAGAAUGACUCCAUGGCUGAGGAUAACACCGAUGAACUUGCGAGUCCAGUAACUAGUGUGAAGAAUGACUCUAUGGCUGAGGAUAACGCUGAUGAACUAGUGAGCCCGGUAACUAGUGUGAAGAAUGACUCUGUGGCUGAGGAUAACACCGAUGAACUAGUGAGUCCAUUAACUAGUGUGAAGAACGACUCUGCUGGAAGUAAGCCAGAUAAAAUCAGCACAAGAAAAUCAAGAUCUUUGAGUAACGGACACAAGGUUCUUCCCUGCUAUCGCAACUCCUCCUCUACUUCAUCUUACAGUGGAGGCAAUACAAGAAGGCAAUCCACUGGGAAGUUGAAUUCUCCUGACAGCGGACAAGAUGUUCUUCCUCAUUAUCUGAGAGCUUCCACUGGUUCUUGCCAUGACUUCUGUAAAUAUGGCAGGAAACACACCUCGGAAGCAAAGCCAUGGCAUCCUGUGUCAAAAAGAAAGAACAAACUUCCUGCUGAUGAGAAGAGUCCUGGAAGGACCUUGGUGGGAGAGGAAAAGAAGGGGACUGUGGUCAAGCAAAAGCCUUCCAAUGCUGCAGGAAGUGUGAUGGGAGAGAAAAAGAAGGUGAAUGGAGUUGAGCAAAAGUCUUUCACUCCUCCAGGGAGUAUGCUGGGAGAGGCAAAGAAGAGGACUGUGGUCAAGCAAACGAUUUCCACUACUUCAGUGAGUACCCUUGGAGAGGCAAAGAAGGGGACUUUGGUCAAGCAAAAGCCUUCCACUCCUCCAGGGAGUGUGCUGGAAGAGGGAAAGAAGAUGAAUGUGGUCAAUGAAAAGCCUUCAGCACCUCAGGAGAGUUUACUUGAAGAUGAAAAGAAGGUGGCUGUGGUUGAGCAAAAGCCUUCUUCUCCUCCAGGAAGCAUGCAGCAGAGAGGGAUAGAUGAGGUGUCUGUGGUCAAUCAAAAUCUUUCCUCUCUUCCGGAGAGUAUGCUGGAAGAGGAAAAGAAGGUGACUGUGGUUGAGCAAAAACCUUCAGCCUCCCUGGAGAGUAUGCUAGGAGAGGAAGAAAAGGUGACUGUGGUUGAGCAAAAGCUUCCCACUCCUCCGGGCAGUAUGCUAGGAGAGGGAAAGAAAGUGACUCUGGUCAAUCAAAAGCCAUCUGCUCCUCCAGGGAGUAUGGUAGGACAGGGAAAGAAGUUGAAUGUGGUCGGUCAAAGGCCUUCUCGCAAGGUUCACUCUCUUGAACCCUCUGAUAUAAUAAAGAAGAAGGCACCGCUUCCACCAAAGAGUGUUCACUCUCCGCAAUCGGAUUCCUCAGGUGACAAGAUGCCAAAGACAGAAAAGAAAAUGAAAGAUGUUUUGGCAAAGCAUUCUCCUGUUGGGCAGAUAAAGCUUAAAAUGGUAAAAUCUUCAUCCAAGAUCUUACGAGGUGUAGAUGCAGGAGGCAGAAAAGACAUUGAUGAUAAUUCUAGAAAACAAGUAAUUGUGUCUAAAGCAUCUGCAAAGAAGUCUUUGAAGACUCCAACUUUUUCAUGUUCUCCAAAAUCUUCCUCUGUUGAACCUUUAGGCUUGAGAGCAAGAAACAAUAAAAGCUUAAAACUGCUGGCUCCUCUGAAGGACCAGAACAAGAUGCGGAAAGAUGGAACCAACAAAAUGAACCUUGAAAAGGUUCCUGAGAAAACCUUGCAUAUUAUCAAGGUGAAAGCAUCACCGAAGUCUACCUCCCAGUCACGAUCUCGUUCGCUGUCUAAUGAAGAAGAUAAAAAAGUUAAGUCUGCAGACAGUGCAUCAGGUAAAUACAACUCUAGCAGCAAAAGGCUAUUACGCACAGCAGAAGCAGAAACUGUUGGGAAAAAUCCGAAAAAGACAUUGAAAAAAGGCAAGGCAGGUGUUUCUAAUGAUUACAAUCCUUCAGUGGUGAAACUGAAAUUCAGGAGGGGUAAGGUAGUUGAUCUCCAGCAAGAAACCGGCAGCCCUAGGAGGCUGACAUUUAGAUGGGGACGACAUAUGGGGGAAAGCCAGGACAGCAAUAUGAGAAGGAGAAUCUUUAAAAAGAAAGGAGUUGAUGGCGACAAAAGUAGUACAAUCCACAACUCUGGAAGAAUUGUUUUGAGGCAUCAGGAUGUGCAGGAAAAGAAAGAUGUGCAGGGUUUGUUGAAUAAUGUGAUUGAAGAGACGGCGAGUAAGCUUGUUGAAACCAGGAAGAGCAAGGUUAAAGCUUUGGUGGGAGCUUUUGAGACGGUAAUUUCCCUCCAAGAUAAACCUUCUACAGUCACAGUUUCUUGAUUAACAAACAGAAUUUUAUAACACAUAGGAACAAUUGCAAAUAUAGUGGAUGAUAGAAUUUUUUCUGACCUGGUUUGAGUCAGUUUGUCCUGAUUCUCAUUCUGACUCAUCUUCUUAACAUUCUCUUGAUGGGUUGCCAAAUCUGUUCUUCAUGAUUGAAUAAAUUCAGUUUUUCUGGAGGCAUGUACCUUGAGUUGGGAGAUAAAAUCAAGCAAGAUUAUGAUUUCUUUUUCGCUUUUUGGAGGUUCUGGUAUUGAUGUUAAAUGUGUGGAUGUUUGGAUAUACUAUAUGUCGAUGUUGGGCUUGCUGCUCAUUGAACAUAUAUUGCUGUUGGACUCAUUUUACAUGGGAUUUGUUUAUACUUUCUGUCGAAUAAGCACAUUGAAGAAGACAGAGCAUGUGAAGAUACUAUACAAAAGAUAGUUUUGGCUGUGGUACUGGUUUGACGUUGGGCUUGUAUACUGUUUGCUGUAGCCGUUUUGGAAGGCAUCAUCUCUCGACUGCAAAAUAUACUGUUGAUUUUAAUCCUGCAAUUUCUUCUUUUCACAUCAGUAUUCAUGCUUGAAUUAUCUAGUAGGCAUAUGGCUAGAUAGAAGUGACUGCACUUCUUGGAUAUGAAACUAACACUGAAUUGGUUAACAUGUCACUUCAAAUGGAUGUAUAUACUUCUUGUUAGCAAGCAAAUGAGUUUUGACCGUGGAUGUGAAACUGCAUUCCUGAUAAUUUCAAGCUUAGAAUUUUCAAUAGAAUGUUAUUCUAACGAA